CCAAAAGCUCUUGUCCUCUUUCAAUGGCUGACACCCCUGCUUACGUAUCCAUGGAUGGCUAAGUCACCAAAGCUUUAAUUGAGUGCAAAGUAUUUUACUUACACUAGUGUUUUUGUGAACCUAUAUAUAUGAACUGGCCAUGAAUAGUCUCUCCCCACUAUCCACACCAAACCUCCCUCUCUCUCUCUAGAUUCAUUUAUGGACUUGAAUUCCUCUCCAAUUGAGAUCUUCUUCUUCCCAUAUGUGGGAGGAGGCCACCAAAUCCCCAUGAUAGACAUGGCCAGAGUGUUUGCUUCUCAUGGUGCCAAGUCCACCAUCAUAUCAACCCCAAAGCAGGCACUCUCCUUCCAAAAAACCAUCCACCGUAACCAGCAAUUGGGUCUUUCAAUCUCCAUCCACACCCUCAAACUUCCAGAAAACGACGAAAUUUCCGAUACAGACAUGUCUGCCACACCCUUCACUGACACCUCCAUCCUCCAAGAGCCUCUCAAAGAUUUGCUAAUCCAGCGCAAACCCAACUGCAUUGUGCACGAUAUGUUCCAUCGUUGGGCACCAGAUGCUAUUGAUGGCCUUGAAAUUGAUAUCGCAAGAAUCCUCUUCACUGGCAGUUGUUGCUAUGCCCGCUGUGUGCGAGCCAGCUUGGCCAAAUACAAGCCCUAUGAGAAAGUGGGUUCUGAUUAUGAACCUUUUGUUGUGCCAGGACUGCCAGAUCGCAUCGAAUUAACCAGAUCCAAGCUUCCACCAGGUACGAGACAACCAGAGCAGCAUCAAGACCAUAAAAAGAUGCAUAAAGUGGAUGAAAAUAUUUCUGGGGUUCUGGUUAAUAGUUUUUAUGACUUAGAGCCAGCUUAUGUGGAGUACUUCAAGAAUGAAUUAGGGUACAAAUCAUGGCUUGUUGGACCAGUAUCUCUCUGUAAUAGAGAUGUUGAAGACAAAACAGAGAGGGGCAAACUGGCCACAAUCGAUGAUCAGAGCAUCACAACCUGGCUUGACAGUAAAAAACCCAAUUCAGUUCUCUACAUCAGUUUCGGGAGCCUAGCACGCCUUGCUCCGGCACAACUCAUUGAAAUCGCCAACGGUCUCGAGGCUUCCAACUACCCAUUCAUUUGGGUGGUCGGAAAAAUCUCCAAAUCGGCCGACCAAGGACCAGAAAGCGAACCAGAAACUUAUCUGCCAAGUGGGUUCGAAGAGAAAAUCAGAAAAUCAAACAUCGGAUUGAUAAUCCGGGGAUGGUCUCCGCAACUGCUAAUAUUAGAACACGCGGCGGUGGGAGGGUUUAUGACGCAUUGCGGAUGGAAUUCGACUCUGGAAGGUCUGAGCGCCGGAGUGCCGAUGAUUACAUGGCCGAUUGCGGCGGAACAAUUCGAGAACGAGAAGUUGAUUACUGAAGUGUUGAAGAUAGGAGUGAAUGUGGGGAGUAUUGAGUGGGCGUCGUGGAACACACAGCCUUCAGCGGUGGUGGGGAAAGAGAAAGUGGAGGCGGCCGUUAGGAGGUUAAUGGGUGGCGGUGAUGAGGUGGCAGAGAUGAGGAGGAGAGUGAGAGAGCUCGGAGAGAAGGCUAAGAGAGCCAUUGAAGAGGGUGGAUCGUCUUACAGAGAUGUGGAUUCACUGAUGGAGGAGCUCAAGCGUCGCUGCAAGGGUGGAGCAUGAACUUUCAAGCAAGGUUCGUGCUCUCAAACGGUCCUAUCCUCCCCAUCCCACCCCCUCUCAUGACCGUUUGAUUAAAUCAAUAGUGAGAUAUAAUCACUUUUCCUUACAAUUCAUUAACUACUGUUAUGACCUGGUAAUUUUUUUUUUUGAAACAAGGAUUUGGGGAGGGGUAGGUUUCGAAUCCAUCAUCUAAUAGGUAAAUGAUCUCUUACAUGCAAUGGGAUUGUCGUUCAAACAACGGCUCAGUCGCUUGUAACCUUGUUAGUUUAAUCUUUCAAUUUAUUCACUUUAUAUAAGCAAUUAUAGUUAUACUAUG
This is a messenger RNA of Tripterygium wilfordii, 1966 nucleotides long. RefSeq names its product abscisate beta-glucosyltransferase-like. Lineage: Eukaryota; Viridiplantae; Streptophyta; Magnoliopsida; Celastrales; Celastraceae. Gene Ontology annotation, molecular function: UDP-glycosyltransferase activity. The record is from RefSeq and is a predicted model, not a curated record. The transcript has a single exon. Bases 199 to 1650 code for a protein of 483 amino acids.